AUGAGACCCGGCCCGUUUCGCUUGGCUGCCUAUGUCUUGCGACAAAUGCAAAGAAUCAGGUCAGAUGAAGCCUUACCUCAGCUCGAUGCUCGACGAAACUCUUUGUGUAUGAAGCCGCUGAGGUGCUCACCUGUACGCUAUCGUGCAGUAUGUAUAGGCAAGAAUGGAAGGACAUUGUACAAAGAUGACGCAACAAGGACUUGCUCGCUCGUUGAGUGUUAUGACCAGGGGCGAGUUGCGCAGGUACACGGCAGGCCCAUGGCUGGCAAUGGUGUCGAAGCAGGACUUCAAGAAGUGGUACGUCGAGAGCACCGACGAAAUCGAGGCUAA
Messenger RNA from Ascochyta rabiei, 330 nucleotides. RefSeq lists its product as uncharacterized. NCBI's taxonomy places the organism in Eukaryota, Fungi, Ascomycota, Dothideomycetes, Pleosporales, Didymellaceae. The record is from RefSeq and is a predicted model, not a curated record. The coding region runs from base 1 to 330 and encodes 109 amino acids. The transcript has a single exon.